Messenger RNA from Adineta steineri, 1560 nucleotides. Lineage: Eukaryota; Metazoa; Rotifera; Eurotatoria; Adinetida; Adinetidae. The record is from the annotation of a GenBank genome assembly.
AUGACUGAUAAUAAUUCUCAAAGUGAUGAAUAUUCGGAUGAUAAUAGUGUAAAAUCUGCAAAUUCUUUUGUAGCAAAUGUUGAAGAAGAUGAAGAAAAUCUUUCUCGACCUUCGAGCAAUCUUAAUAAUUAUCCUAUUUUACCACCAAUUAAACCAUCAACGAAAGAAAAUAAUUCUCAACAACAAUAUUUUAUUAAACAUUUACAAGAAAAAUAUCAAGUAGAUAAACAAGAUACAUUGGAAAUUGGAAAUGAAGCUAAAUUAGAUGAUGCUUAUUUAAAAAUGAAACGACUUGAUAAAGCACUUGAAGAAGCAUUUGAAAAAGAGAAACAAGUCAAAGUUGAAACAAUGUCUUUGAUGAAGAAAUUAAGAAGUGAAAUGCAAUCGAUGACUUCAAUUCUUCCUGAUGAUACGAAUGAAUUAUCACAUACUCAAUCAAAUUUAAAACGAUUUUUAGCUCUUGAUGAUGAAAUUUUAAAAUUAGAUGGUGGUUAUCUUGAAUAUGAUAAUUCCAAUACACCUGAAUCAAUAUUUAAAACACAAAUAAAUGAUCCACUUGAUGAUUCUAAUAGUGUACAUAGAAGUGAUAAAGUUUCUUCAAAUAGUAAUACAAAAACUUCUUCAUUAAAUAAAAAUAAAAAAAAAUCUAGUAUAUCAUCAAAUUCAACAAUGAAUAGUAAAGAUAAAUCUAAACAAACUAAACCACCUGAAAAAGAUUUUAUUAAACGUAAUAUACAAUUAGCAAAGGAAGCUGGUGGUGCAUGGGCAUUAACAGAUGAUGAAAAACAACGUUUAAAACAAUUAUUAGAAGAAGAUGAACAAGUUAAUGUUGUUGCUUUACCAGGUUCACAUAUAAAUGGUUAUAUACCAUCAAUAAAUGAAUCUCAACGUUUAAAAGAAAUUGAUGAUUUACUUGAAAAAGAAUAUUAUAAUCCAUUACUUAAUCAUCAAUUACGACGAAAUAAUCAUAAUGAUGUUGAUUAUACAACUAUGCAACAAAUUACUAAUGAAGAAAAUGAACAAAUAGAUAAUCAUUUUGGUGAACGUGUAUUGAAAGAAACACGUUUACAACGUGAACAUAUGCAGAGAUUAAAGAAAAUUGAUGAAAAACUUGAAAUUUUACAUCAGCCAAUGACAGAAGAAAAAAUCGAAGCUAUUCUAUCUGAAGAACAAUUAAAUGAAUUACUAGGUCAAUGUGCUGUUGAUGAUAUGAAAUCACAUUAUUCACUUCUUAAUCGUGAUAAAGAAGAUUAUCAAGGAAUUGAUUUUAAUGAAUUAUCAAAUUAUGCAUUAACACAUUAUGUAGGAAAUACUCAAGGACCAUUAAUUACAGAUGAAAUUAUUCAAUUAUUAAUUAAUGAAGCACAACAAGAAGGGAUAACAAUGAGACAAUUUCAUGAUGAUGACGUAGAAGACGGAGGAGGAGGAGAAGAAAAUAUGCAUUCUUCUCAACAACAACAACAUACUGCAUCAUUAUCAUUUGCACCUGCUAUUGAUCGACCUUCUUCAACAACAUCUACUGCUUCACAUAUUGAUAUAUAUAAUCGUAAUAUAUCUUAG